Schizophyllum commune H4-8 is the source of this 699-nucleotide messenger RNA. RefSeq lists its product as uncharacterized. The transcript has 2 exons. The record is from RefSeq and is a predicted model, not a curated record. The coding region runs from base 1 to 699 and encodes 232 amino acids. NCBI's taxonomy places the organism in Eukaryota, Fungi, Basidiomycota, Agaricomycetes, Agaricales, Schizophyllaceae.
AUGUCCUUUACUGCCACUGCCGCUUAUCAAUACUCCGCCUCCUCAACUGCAACGUCUUCUUCCUAUGGGCACACGUACCCCGCAACAUUAUACGCGCAUGCACUUCCCUCUGACUGUACCUACUACAAUCCGGCGAAGCCGAAGGGUGACCUUUCCCCCAUUCCCGCGCAGACGCAGAUCGACUACAAGGUUCAGCUCCGAGCACGACUAGCAACAGGCGCUCUAAGGGACACGCCUGAAGGCUUCCCCUUCAAGGUCGAGAACCACGCCAUCGUCUGCAAGUCCUUCGAGCACUACGAAACUCUACCCGACGGUGCUUUAGCGGCCAUCCGGUUCGAUCCUCCGGAACCGCACUGCAAGUACUUUUCGUGGCGCGCGUACGUGCCGACACAUUGUCACGCGGACCAGCGCCGGACGACGGCGAAAUACGCCUCGGGUGAAGUCCAGCUCCAUCCGAACGUCCUCAACACCCGCUACGGCAAGCAGGCGACCAAGUCCCCCAUCAUCAUCCUCCGCGCGCUCGCCGUGUCCCUGGAGAUCGGCAUGCUCCUGACCAUCCGCGUCGCGGAUGCGCGUACCAUGAGCCUGCCUCGCAACGUGAGCGCAUCGCCAAUAAGGCAGGGCGACGUGGUGUUCGUCGGCACGGACAACGCGGGAAGGCGCGAGGUUGUCUUCAACGCGUCAGCGGGCGACGUGUAG